Podospora anserina S mat+ is the source of this 2073-nucleotide messenger RNA. RefSeq lists its product as uncharacterized. Gene Ontology annotation, cellular component: nucleus. The transcript is spliced from 5 exons. Gene Ontology annotation, biological process: positive regulation of transcription by RNA polymerase II. Gene Ontology annotation, molecular function: zinc ion binding; DNA-binding transcription factor activity, RNA polymerase II-specific; transcription cis-regulatory region binding. The record is from RefSeq and is a predicted model, not a curated record. Bases 1 to 2073 code for a protein of 690 amino acids. Lineage: Eukaryota; Fungi; Ascomycota; Sordariomycetes; Sordariales; Podosporaceae.
AUGGGUGACUAUCAUUAUCACCACUUUCUAUCCUCCAUGGCGGGUGUGGGUGGACAGCCUAACCAGAGUCCACUUGAAGGCCCCCCACAGAUGUCUCACCAACCUCAGGUGUUGGCCAUGGGAGGCCAUGGCCCUCCAAUGCCUAACCCAUACCAAAGCCUGGGAUACUUUACGGGAUUCCCUGAGCCGAUCAUGUUCAAUGCGCCAAAGUCGCAAAGAAGCAGGCGCAAGUCGGCACCAGGCCUCGAUCACAUCAAACAUCGACGCACAAGAUCAGGCUGCUUUACAUGUCGCAGCCGUCGAGUCAAGUGUGACGAAACACAUCCGAUCUGUGAAAGUGGAGAAUGCCUCUAUCCAGAACCGGCGCCGCCGAAAGGUUCUGGGGGUUCGACCUCAAAAGAGUCUUCUUCAACUGCGCCCAGUCAACAGGCGAGCCCGACCUCUUCACGGGGCGACGACGAUGACGACGACGACCGGGAUUCAAAGCUGGAGCCGAUCAUGGAUGAAGAUGAGGAAGAGCCGCAGAGCGCCACAUCGACGACUGCGCCAAUGUUUCCUUUGAGAAGAUCGAGCACCACAUCCUCCUUUGGUUUACAGCGUGUCCCUACAGGGUACCGGUACGACUCAGAGACCCCGUCUUUUGAUGGUAAUAAGAGCUCUUCGCCCUUGUCGACGGGCACGGCGACCGCACAAUCGCACCGUCCAGACUGGACGUUCUUACCACACGAGCUGCAGUUUUAUCUCGGCUACUUCUACGACAAUAUCACGCACUACCACUACGGGCUCAUCAGCGACGCCGGUGACUUCUUCCGAACCACUCUGGUAGGGUUGGCGCUUCGAAAUGAGGCUUUGCUGUAUGCUAUUGUGGCCUUUUCGGCAUACCACCAUGCGCUGCAUAAUCCCCAUGGCAGGAUCAACGAGUUCUUGCAGUAUUACAACCACAGCGUCAAGAAUCUUUUGGAGUGUCUAAAGAGGAAAGAAAAGUACAAUAUCGCGACGCUUUUGACGAUAUUGCAGCUCGCGACAAUCGAGGAAUAUUUGGGUGACUGGGUCAACCUUAUGGGCCAUCAAAAGGCCGCCCUGGAGAUCUUUACGCAGCUUUUUACUCCGCAGACAAUCAUGCAGUCACAGACAGGCCGGGCUGCACUGACUUGGUACGGUCGCUUUGAUCUCUUCGUUGCCAUCAUGGGUAGCUUUGAAACGACGUUGCCUCGUGAAUGGUACUUGGAGGCAGCAACAUACCACGAUUCGUGCGCGGCCGCCGAACCGGACAGUGUCUUCUGGAAGUUCGAAGCAUGCUCUGCGAAGAUGCAGCUUAUUUCGAUGGAAAUGGCCAUGUUGUAUGCCAGGAGGGUGAAGGAAGAGGUCACGGCAGAAGACUUCGCCGCAGAACAUCAAAGAUUGAGCAGAUGUCUCGACGACUGGAAAAAUGGAUGGGAUCCUGCUCUGGUGGACCCUUCCCAUCUUGUUACGGACUUUUCAGGGAGCCGCGCACCAGAUCCGAACGACAUUGUCAACCCGUUCACAUCGGGAGCACUGUUUCAACCACCACUGUUCCCUUCGACGGUCUUGACAGCCAGCUACCAUUCCAUGAGCCUCUUGCACGACAGCCAGAGUGGCAUCAGACCAACAGGAGAAGCCAAAGACAAAUUGAGGGAGCAUGCCUACAAAAUAUACCAGAUCUUCGAGGCAGUUGAAUUCUGGUCGCACAGCCCGCCGGGGGGGCUCAUUGCGUUGCAGUCAGCUUUAGCUGUGGCAGCUCUCUAUGUUCAGCGGGAUCCACGCCAUCAGAUGUGGAUCAGGAGGAAGUUUGUGUUACUGGAGGCGAUGGGAUACAUUUUCCCUGCCACGAUGCGUGUGCGAAUGGCCGAGCUUUUCGCAGACGACACCUGCACCAGAUGGUGGCUGCCGAACGAUGAGGGCUUUCCGCCCCUGCUACAAAAUAUCCGCGCAUAUGCCGACGAACGCAAUGCCAUGGCGGCGACUACCCAGAGAGACACGGUACAGCAGAUUCGCCAUGUGUUUUCGAGGAUGAACAUUAGAGAGGCCGCGAGAAAGGCGGCAGAAAACUAA